ACGGAGUGGAGAAGCUUCCGAUCGCCCAGUUGGGUUUAUAAAAUGGGUCGCCACUUGGCUCAGAUCAGCAGUUUGGUUCACAUCUCCAAGCGUUCAGCAUGAAGUCGGUCAUUAUUCUCUUAGCUCUGGUGGCUUUCUCCCACGCAGCACCUUUGGAUGUUAAGGAGUCUACCUCUGGGGAGCUCUCCAGGCCCAGUCCCAUCAGUCCCGAUGUGCUCGUUGAUCCCAAGCCCACCGCCAAGGUAGUCUUGCUGAAGGAUGCUCCCGUCCUUAAUCGCCAGAGGCGUAAUGAACCCAAGAAACCCGACAGCGUGAAGGCCCACGAACAGCUGCAUCACUCUGAAUCGGCCGUUCCUGAACAUCAUGAGCAGAAGCCUUCUCCGGCUGGGGCACAUGACCACAAGCACAAGAGGGAAGCUCACCACGAGGAGGGUGACCAUGGUGACGAUGCGGUGCCCCAGAAGGAGGAAGUGAAGCAAGCUCCGGAGGCCCAUGAAGCCAAGAAGGAAAAGCGAGAGGCUCACCACGAGGAGGGUCACCAAGACCACGAGGCUCCUCAUAAGGAGGAAGUGAAGCAGGCCCCCGAAGCUCAUGAUGCCAAAAAGGAAAAGCGAGAGGCUCACCACGAGGAGGGCCACCAUGGUGACGAUGCAGCUCCCCAUAAGGACGAAGUGAAGCAGGCUCCCGAAGCACAUGAAGACAAGAAGGAAAAGAGGGAAGUUCACCACGAGGAGGGCCACAAGGAUGAGGCGGGUGAUCGUCCUCAGGUGGAGGAUCUUUCGCUGCCCCAUGCCCUGCCCGCUGUGGCUCACACCGCCGAGCUGCCCAAGAAGCAGGAAAAGCGCGAGACUGUGGAGAAACCCGACAGCGUGAAGGCCCGUGAGUCGCUCCAGCACAAUCCCCAGCGAUCCGAGGAGCUCCACAAGGCCAUUGAAUCUCUGGCCGGCGGAAAGGCGCCGGAACAGCGUCACCAGCGCGAUAUUCCCGUGCCCACGCAAACCAAAGCCACCACCACCAAUCUCCCAUCCACCAGCAAGUCGGAGCUGGGAAGCACCACUCCGUCCAUCCACAAUCUCCACAUUCCCCAUCCCAUUCCCGUGGCCGAGCUCUUCGAGAAGAACAAGCAUGCGGAUAAGUCCACUUCCAGUUCGGAGGAAAGCAAGGAGAAAGCUAAGGCCUAGGCUUCCCAUGCCAAAAGUCGCUAAUGAAACCAUCACGAGAUUUGUAGUCAGCGAAACGAACUAAAAUAAACACAAAUAUUUACAUGCUUAUAUAAAAA
Molecule: messenger RNA, 1279 nt
Organism: Drosophila sechellia
Lineage: Eukaryota; Metazoa; Arthropoda; Insecta; Diptera; Drosophilidae
Product: sarcoplasmic reticulum histidine-rich calcium-binding protein
Exons: 2
Coding region: 99-1181 (360 amino acids)
Source: RefSeq, a predicted model, not a curated record